Stomoxys calcitrans (stable fly) is the source of this 1601-nucleotide messenger RNA. Its product is annotated as protein kinase 4. The transcript is spliced from 2 exons. The record is from RefSeq and is a predicted model, not a curated record. NCBI's taxonomy places the organism in Eukaryota, Metazoa, Arthropoda, Insecta, Diptera, Muscidae. The coding region runs from base 172 to 1455 and encodes 427 amino acids.
CAAACCUGUACCGUGAUGUCAAUCAAAAACAAAAAAAAUUUAACACAAGCAGACAACAUUGAAGAAGAAUUUCAAGAUAUUCAUACAUUUUUAGCAUAAGUUAACAGUAUUAAUAAAAAAAUUAAAAUUGCUGGAGGACAACAUUAACAAAAGACGGUGGAGAGGCAUUUUAUGGCGAAAAUGGGGAAGCUUACGCCCGAAGAAGAAGCCCGCAACAAAAUGAUUAUGCGCGAAAGAGAUCGCGAGCGUAAACGAGUGAAACGCAUGAAUCCCGAAUAUCGUCGCAUGGAACAGGAACGUGAUCGUGAUCGCAAGAAGGCACGACGAUCCAAUGAAGCUUUUCGACAGCUAGAGAAACUUCGUGAUAAAAUACGCAAAGAGCGUAAAAAGGGUAUUAUUGUGGAUGAGGCGGCUUUGGCGCAGCAAUUUAGUUUGGUACAGCCAACACCAGUGGAACCAGAAAUUAUUAUAUCGGAUCCUGUAACGGCCGAACUGCAGCAGCAGCAACAGCAACAAAAUGCCCAACCAGUGCGUCAAGAUAACCAAACAACGGCACAACAACAACAGCAACAACAACAGCAGCAGCAGCAACAGCAUCAUACACCACAACAGAGACGUCGCAUACAACAUGCAAAUAGUGGGAACCCCAGCAAUGUUGUCAAUAUGGUGGGUGGCAGCACAACAAGCAGUACAACCACAACAACCCUUACGAAUGUCAAUAAUAAUAACAACAACAACAUGAUAAAUCUACCCACGGCAGCUGCUGGCACAAAUAUGGUCACAGCAAAUCCUACCGCUGCCCAUAUGUCCCAAUUGAACAAGGGCGGCCUGCUGUAUCCACCGCCCAACUUUCCACAUCAUCCUUUGCCCAUUCCCGGUGUAGCUUUAAUGCCUUCAUUGUGCCAUCCAAUAUUACAUCAAAAUCUAAGUGCUUCUCUAUAUCCACAAAAUGGUAUUAAACAAGAAUAUAAUCCUGUCAAUGAGAAUUCCGGCUCCUCGAACAACGCCCAUAACAAUGGCCAGCAAUCUGGGUCCGUGGGAGCCAACAAUAACGAUGAGCAUGAAAUGCCCAUGAUCGAGCCGGAAAUAAUACUGCAGACUUCAUCGGAUGUUAUAUCGGCGCCGCAUCAUUUCAACAAUCAUGCCCAUGCCCAUCAUUUGCAUCAACAGAAUAUGAAUAUGUUUUCGCACAUGUCGCCACAGGCCCAUAUGGCAGCGGUGCAUAUGCGUGCCCAUGCCUCGGCAGCGGCAGUUUCGGGGAAUAUACCACCGCCCUCGGCUAGUGCCUUGGUAGCGGUUGCUGUGGCAGCUCACCAUCAACAGCAGCAGCAACAGCAGCAGCAACAGCAACAGCAGCAGCAGCAACAACAAUCUCAACAACAUCCAGCAUCACAUGCGAAUGCCAUGUCCCAACAACAGCCACCGCAACAACAUCAAACGCAACAACAACAAUAACUUGAUUAAUCCUAGGUUCUAGCAUGCGAUAGUUCCAAACGAACUCGAACAUCGACACACGAAGCAGGAAGGAAAAGAACUUCAGAAACCAAUUUAUAUUUUUAAGCAAAAGUUUUACACAUAAAAAAUUCGAAAUUUCGAAAUAA